GUUGUGCUUGCUUGGCUGCCGCGCUGGUGCAGGAAAGUGGCCAGCCAGAAGGCUGCUCGGAAGAUCACUUCACGUUGACAUGCCGCUUUCUUGUGGCGAGCGGCUUCGACACCGGCAGCCUAAGUCGAAUGGAGGCCUCUGAGAAGCCGGGAACGCUUGCAGCGCUGGGCGCACUGGCGUGCAACGUGGGAGAGCUCGAUUUCGUCCGGCCAGCCCUCUCUGAGCAGAUCG
Molecule: messenger RNA, 231 nt
Organism: Symbiodinium sp. CCMP2456
Lineage: Eukaryota; Dinophyceae; Suessiales; Symbiodiniaceae
Source: the annotation of a GenBank genome assembly